GUUUGCUGCUAAUGGGUGUAAGUAAAUUAGAUGUCUUGUACAGAAAGCUUCUCCUCACUAAACUUUUCAUCAGAGGAUGGGGAAAGCCGGAGGAUUUGAAAAGAAUAUUUGAAUUCAGAAAGAUUAUUGGGAACAGGGAAAAAUGCCAGACGCUGGUUUCGAAAGAUUACCCAGUGUUCAUUGACAAGGUUGAGGAGCAAUCGGACUGUAGAAUCCUUGAGGGGCACUUCAUUUCUCCAUUGGCUCAUUAUGUCCCAGGUAUCCUGCCAGUUGAAUCUCUUGUAGCAAGAUUUCAGUUCAUCAUACCCAGAAGAUGGAAUAGCAAGCACAGACCUGUUUGCAUUCAUUUAGCAGGCACUGGAGAUCAUCACUUCUGGAGGAGACGCGCAUUAAUGGCACGCCCAAUGAUUAAAGAAGCCUGCAUGGCUUCCCUAUUGCUAGAAAAUCCUUACUAUGGCUGUAGAAAACCUAAGGAUCAGUUACGGUCAUGUUUAAAAAAUGUCUCGGACCUGUUUGUGAUGGGAGGAGCUCUUGUUCUAGAAUCGGCAGCUCUUUUGCACUGGCUAGAGAGAGAAGGCUAUGGACCACUAGGGAUGACUGGAAUAUCCAUGGGAGGACAUAUGGCUUCACUGGCAGUGACAAACUGGCCUAAACCAUUGCCAUUGAUUCCGUGUCUUUCCUGGUCAACAGCUUCUGCAGUCUUUACUACGGGUGUGCUGAGCAAGGCAGUGAAUUGGAGAGAGCUAGAGAAACAGUAUUUCACGCAAACUGUUUAUGAAGAAGAAAUCAUUAAAAUGCUUGAAUACUGUGGUACGGAUUCUUUCAAGAUGGGACAAGAAUUUGUUAAAAACUUCCCUGACAGUGUGGACAGUCUGGAGGAUGUGGAUGUGACUUCCAGAAUGUUUGACCUUGAUUCCUUGAAUAAGACUGUAUCUGAAGAAGCUGUUCACAGCUUUACCACAAAUAAAAGUACUCUAAGUGCCUCAUCAGAAAGACUCCUAAUGCAAGAUGCUCCUAAAAUGCAGUGCAUAAAUCAAACGUUUUCAACCAGUAGCAACUGCAAUAAAAACUUAACCAGCCCACAAGGAUACAGGAUAAAUAAAAGAAGAAAGAGUGAUACUUUACAGAGAGAAUCCUUAAGGUUCAUGAAAGGAGUAAUGGAUGAAUGUACCCACGUAGCUAACUUCUCAGUUCCAGUUGACCCAAGUUUAAUCAUAGUUGUACAAGCUAAGGAGGAUGCAUAUAUUCCUCGAACUGGGGUGCGCAGUCUUCAAGAAAUCUGGCCUGGAUGUGAAAUUAGGUAUCUGGAUGGAGGUCAUGUCAGUGCCUACCUCUUCAAACAGGGACUCUUCAGACAAGCGAUUUAUGAUGCAUUUGACCGCUUUCUUCAGAAAUAUGCAGUGUAAAAAUCUUCGUGAUGUAUUCAAACUGAUCUCAUUUGUACUUCCGCUUACUGGAACUGAUGUUUGGAAAACAACCCUCUUGCAACAUUGGGUAGAUGGUCACUGACUUUGACUGUUGUAGGUAACAAUUAUCGAAAAUGGUGAAGUACCAGCAUUACUUUCAUUUCAACCAAAUGCCUUUCUGACACACUUGCUUCCGCUUUACUUGUGAGAAAACAAUGGCAGCAUUUGUUAGCGCAUGAAUGGUUCAUGUACUUCAUGUUUAAUCACAUUGUGUAUUCCUUUAAUUCUGAAUAAAUUCUGGGUUGUGUAUCAGUUGAAAACAGACCAAUCUAAGUAUUGAAAGACUGUAAAAUGUGCUAUAGGGCUAAGAUGCUCUCUUGUGUUUAGUGUAUUUAGUUUGUCGAGGUACCUUGGUUUCCUCUUGCUUCCUUCUCCCCUUGCUAUUCCUUUUGUGUUGUACUAUGGCUUUGCCAGCACUCGGCCUGUUGUGUUUGUCACUGAUUUCCUCUAUUAUGAAUUGAAAAUGAGCUCUAAUAGAAGGGGCAGCAUCAAAUCUUGCAAAAGCGACCUUCAAAAUUCAAUGAAGAGUUAGAGAGAGAUGUCUUCAUUCAAUGCGUCCAUGAGAUUCUUCUGCCACUGAAUUAAACCGUGCCAUUCCGCAAGAGUCAUGU
Opisthocomus hoazin is the source of this 2077-nucleotide messenger RNA. The record is from RefSeq and is a predicted model, not a curated record. NCBI's taxonomy places the organism in Eukaryota, Metazoa, Chordata, Aves, Opisthocomiformes, Opisthocomidae.